AUGCAUUCGACACAAUGUGGACACAUUAGCUGAACAUAUUGAGGAGACAAUGAGAUAGACCUGAUUUUUUUAUUUUGAUUAUUACUGAGACGACUUAAUUCAUGUUGAUAAUCAAUGCACCUUUAUAAACGAUAACCAUGGUAGUUCUCACAAGAGGAGAUUAUGUGUGGUUGGAAGACCCACGUAAGAAAAAUAAAACAUCCGGCGAUGUUCCCAUCGGUGCUCGGGUCAAGAUUGCUGAUUCCGGUCAGCUCCAACUCCAGGAUGAUGAGGGAAAGGACCAUUGGAUAUCAUCAGAUGUUGCCCAGAAGCUUCGUACAAUGCAUAUUACAUCCAUAGAGGGUGUCGACGACAUGAUACGCCUGGGUGACCUCCAUGAAGCUGGUAUCCUGCGUAAUCUGUUGGUCAGAUAUCAAAAUAACGUGAUAUAUACCUUCACCGGAUCAAUUCUAGUCGCUGUAAACCCCUACCAGAUCCUUCCUAUCUACACAGGCCAACAAAUCAGAGAGUAUAGGGACAAGAAGAUUGGUGAGGAACCACCGCACAUCUUUGCCAUUGCCGAUAAUGCUUACUGUCGAAUGUUGCGAGAGGUGCAUAACCAGUGUGUUAUCAUCAGGUGCGGUAAAUGUCUAACUUGUGAAGGACGUGAUGACAUCAAGGAUUUUGCAGACAUCCGGUCUGCUAUGAAAGUUCUUAACUUUAAUGAUGGUCACAUCUAUGAGCUGUUGAAACUUCUAGCAGCCAUUCUGGAGUUUGGAAAUAUUGAAUACGAUGCCAUUGAGACAUCUAAUCUAGAGGCUGUUUGCUUCAGAGGUCACAAACAAACUGAGGCAAUUUCAAAGAUUCUGAAGGUGAAUCUUGAUGCUUUGGAGAAUGCUUUAUCAACAAAGAAAACCGUCGCUGCGGGCGAAGUCGUUGUAUCGCCAGUCAACAAAGCCAAAGCAAUUGACAUGCGAGAUGCCUUCGUCAAGGCCAUAUAUGGCCGCAUGUUUAUCUGGGUCGUUGGUAAGGUAAAUGAUGCAACAUUUCAGGCCAAAUCCAACGCAAAUGAUAUUAGGGUCAGCAUUGGUGUUCUGGAUAUUUUCGGAUUUGAGAACUUUGGUAAAAACAGUUUUGAACAGAUGUGUAUCAAUUAUGCAAAUGAAAAUCUUCAACAGUUUUUUGUUCAACACAUUUUUAAGCUUGAACAGGAUGAGUAUGAAAGGGAAGGUAUUCAGUGGCAACACAUUCAAUUUGUGGACAACCAAGAAACACUGGACAUGAUCGCAGUCAAACCACUCAACAUUCUUGCUCUGGUAGAUGAAGAGAGUCGCUUUCCAAGAGGAACAGACAAGACAAUGUUGCAAAAGCUGAACCAACAGCAUGGUACAAACCCUCUUUAUAUGAAAGCCCGUUCUACUACAGGAACUCAGUUUGGAAUCAAACAUUUUGCAGGUCAAGUGUUUUAUGAAACUAUUGGAUUCCUUGACAAGAAUAGGGACACUUUUAGCCCGGACUUCUUGGAACUGAUCCAGAAGGGUGGAAACAGCUUUCUGAAGAUGCUGUUCAAAGCGGACUUAGACAUCAACCGCAACCAACGAAAGUCGGCACUAGGGGCAAAGUCUACAUUAGGAGCACAGUUUAAGAAGUCACUUGACUCGCUGAUGAAGACACUAAAUUCUUGCCAACCAUUCUUUGUGCGCUGUAUCAAGCCAAAUGAGUUUAAAAAGCCAAGCACUUUUGAACGCGAUCUUGUCGUUAGGCAGCUUCGUUACUCUGGAAUGAUGGAAACUAUUAGCAUUCGUCGAGCUGGAUAUCCCAUUCGCCACACGUUUUAUGAGUUUGUUGGUCGGUACAGGAUAUUAGGAACUGGAAUAAAACCAGCAAACAAAGAGAAUUGUAAGGCAGCCAGUAAGAAAAUCUGCAACGAUAUGUUAGGAGCACAGGACUGGCAGUUAGGGCAUCAAAAAGUAUUUUUAAAGGAUGCUCACGAUUUGCUGUUGGAGCAGGCAAGAGACCGGGCCCAAGCUGAGAAGUGUAUCAUCAUUCAAAGGGUAGUGCGUGGAUGGUACUACCGCAAACGCUAUAUUGCUAUGAGGAAGAGUGCGAUUUACAUCCAAAGUUGUUGGAGGAAAUAUGCACAACGUGUGAGAUUUACGAAGAUGAGAAAAGGUUUCCUCAGGCUGCAGGCUUACUUUAGAACCAGAACACUUUCCUACAAGUUCCACUUUCUACGCUACAGAAUUGGACUUUUCCAGGCUUACUGUCGUGGUUACAUAGUACGUAGAGAACACCGCAAAUAUAUUGGUAGCAUUGUCAAGAUUCAAUCUGUUUUCAGAAUGUUGCUGGCAAGGAAUAGGUAUCUGAAAAUAAGAAAUGAGCAACGUAGAAGAAAAAAAGCAGAAAAAUAUAGAAAGGAGAUAGAAUUACAGUUGAAAAAAGAAAUGGGACAAAAAAAGGCAAAAGAAGAAGCCCAAAGACUGAUGCAGGAAAAACUUAAGGAACUGGAGGAAAUCGAUGCUGAUGCUGAAUUACAAAGAAAACGAGAACUACUUGAUAAUAUGGAAGAGAUUAAAAGAGCAGAGAAGAUAAGAAUUGAACUACCAGUAGAAGUUGAGGAAGCAUUUAAAAGUGGUCCAACAACCUCAAACCAAGAACAGACAGACUCCAAAGAAGACCUUUCAAACUACACAUUUGCCAAGUUUGCUACCACCUACUUUCAAGGUGGGGCCACAGCAACAUAUGUCAGAAAGAAGUUAACUGAUUCACUACUUGAUCUGAAAAAUAAAGGUGAUCGAAAUGAUGGAAAAUCAGUUAUGUCCAAGAUUUACAGCACAUUAGGCAGAACUAGAGGUCAAAAGGAACUUCCACAAAUGCCUGAUGAUGCGAAUCCCUUGUCGGGAUCGCAAAAGAAGAGCACAAUCCGCAAAAAACUUAUAUCCUUGACAAUUAAAAGGAAGUCAGUUCCCCGGGAUGUUGCAGAAAGGAUCCGAGAUGGAGAAGAGAUAGACAUCAAUCACAGCAUGAUCAUCGACCGACCGACAUCCAAUCUGGAAAAACUUCACUUUAUCAUUGGACAUGGAAUCCUGAGACCAAAUCUCAGAGAUGAAAUAUACUGUAUGAUCUGCAAACAACUCAGUGGCAACAAUGCUAAAGGAAGUCAUGCGAGAGGUUGGAUUUUGCUGUCACUCUGUGUUGGAUGUUUCGCUCCAACAGAUCGGUUUGUGAAGUAUCUGCGAUGUUUUAUUAGUGAAGGCCCUCCAGGGUAUGCACCGUACUGUGAGGAGCGCUUACAGAGAACAUUUGAAAAUGGUACUAGAAACCAACCUCCAAGCUGGUUAGAGCUACAGGCUACUAAAUCGAAGAAACCCAUCAUGUUACCCAUAACCUAUAUGGAUGGAACAACAAAAACCCUGCUAGCAGACUCGGCAGCAACAGCACGUGAACUUUGUCAGAUGUUAGCGGAGAAGGUUGGCCUUAAAGACCAAUUUGGGUUCUCCAUCUACAUUGCUAUCUUUGAUAAGGUUACUUCUUUAGGUAGUGGUGGGGAUCAUGUUAUGGAUGCUAUCUCCCAGUGUGAACAGUAUGCAAAGGAACAGGGCGCCCAAGAACGUAAUGCACCAUGGCGCCUGUUCUUCCGUAAGGAGAUCUUUGCCCCAUGGCACGAUGCACGUGAAGAUCCUGUUGGCACAAACCUUAUCUACCACCAAGUUGUGAGAGGAAUCAAGUUUGGUGAAUACAAAUGUGAUCAGGUAUCUAAUCAUUCAAGUUUAUGCCACAAUAUUUAUAAAUGUACGUUAAGUCAAUGUCUGACUGGAGGGGAAUGUCAUGACAGAGGGCUGAUGUCCCCUGCAAAAGAGAUGAUGUCAUCAAACAAGAGGGCAAAUGUUGCUGAUAAAACGGGUGAACUUCCCGGUCAGAGUUUCACUCUGGUGACAGUCAGUGGGGAUGAAUUUACAUUCACUUCAUCAAAUGCUGAAGACAUCCGGGAACAUAUUGGGACAUUCCAUGAGGGAUUGAAGAAAAAGUCUCGUUUUGUUGUCUCUUUGCGGGACAACCCUAAUCAAGGAGAGGGUUCAUCUCUUCUGAGUUUCCAGAAGGGAGACUUAAUAAUACUAGAACAUGAGUAUAAUGAAUCCAUAAUGGACGGUAGGUGGUGCUACGGCGUGAAUGAUAGGACAGGCUUGAAAGGAGACUUUUCUGCUGACUGUGUAUAUGUUCUUCCAGCCCUGACGAAACCAUCACCUGAAAUAGUGUCUUUUUUCACGAUGGACAGAAGUGAAUUAUCUCAGAAAUUUAUGUCGGCAUCAGAGAAUGCUAUUGGCAGUCAUGACACUUUAGAGAAGCCCCAUACUUUAGAAGAAUUUGCUAUUGAACAUUUUAGGUCACCUCAGAAACAAACAUUGAGCAAAGCUGUCAAGUCUUUAAGAGGGCGCCCUCAAGAUGAGCUUUGGAGUCACAGCAGAGAACCAAUCAGACAACCCCUUCUAAAAAAGCUGAUUGGUAAUGAUGAACUAGCAAGACAGUCUACAGAAGCUUUCCUUGCUAUCAUGAAGUAUAUGGGAGACUAUCCUACAAGGAAGGAUUAUAGACAUGGCAAUGAACUCACAGAUCAAAUCUUCGAGGGCGCCUUGAAGAACGAGCCUUUACGUGAUGAGAUCUUUUGUCAAAUUGUAAAGCAGCUGACCAGUAACAAAAUAAAAUUCAGUGAAGAGCGGGGCUGGGAACUAAUGUGGCUGAUGACUGGAAUAUUUGCCUGUAGUAAGGCGCUGCAUCCACAUGUCACUAAAUUCCUGCGUUCAAAGCGCCAUCAGUUGGCUAUGGACUGUAUACACCGGCUGCAAAAGACCAUCCAAUACGGACAACGUAAAAAUCCACCACAUUUGGUUGAGGUAGAAGCAAUAAUUCACAAGACCACACAAAUAUUUCACAAAGUUUAUUUUCCAGAUGACACAGAUGAGGCAUUUGAGGUUGAAUCUGGUACAAGAGCAAAAGAUUUCACUCAGAAUAUAUCUAAACGUCUGCAUUUGAGGUCUGCAGAAGGUUUCAGCCUAUUUGUCAAGAUUGCAGACAAAGUUAUUAGUGUACCAGAAUGUGACUUUUUCUUUGAUUUUGUGCGACAUUUGACUGAUUUAAUCAGAAAGGCUAGACCCAGUAGAGAUGGAACAAUGCCGACUUACAAAGUAUUCUUUAUGAAGAAACUCUGGACCAACACUGUACCUGGUAACGAUCCAAAUGCAGACUGUAUCUUCCACUAUCACCAGGAGUUACCAAAACUUCUCCGCGGCUACCACAAGUGCAGCAAGGAUGAGGGAGCACAGCUAGCUGCACUUCAGUACCGUGUCCGGUUUGGCGAUGACAAGUCGGAGUUCCAGAAUAUCCCAAGAUUUAUAAAAGACUUCCUGCCAGCAGAUCUUAUAAGACAACAGUCAACCGAAUUUUGGAAGAGAAUGAUUGUUGUAGCCUACAACAAACAUUCGGAAAAAUCAAGAAAUGAAGCAAAAGUGGCAUUUCUUAAAAUUAUCUACCGUUGGCCGACAUUUGGUUCAGCAUUUUUUGAAGUCAGGCAAACAACAGAACCAACUUAUCCAGAGGUAUUACUGAUAGGUAUUAACAAACUAGGGGUUAACUUAAUUGACCCCAAGUCAAAGGAAAUCCUUGCUACUUAUCCAUUCACUAAGAUAUCCAAUUGGAGCAGUGGAAACACCUACUUCCACAUGACAAUCGGCAACCUUGUGCGCGGGACCAAACUUCUAUGUGAAACACCACUUGGUUACAAGAUGGAUGAUCUCCUAACAUCUUACAUCAGUCAAAUGCUGACGAACAUGAACAAACAAAAAUCAACAGCGAAAUUUACAUAACAGUUCAAGACCAAUAGAAAUAAAUAUUUUUAAAGGAUGAGCUAAUUAUGAAAAAAAUGGAAAAAAAAGAAAGAGAAAAAAUUAUAGUGUUGAUGAAUGUACCUUGAUUUAAAUACAAAAUUUAUGUUUUUGUCUAAUAAUGAAGAUUUUUUUUUUAAUUCUUGCAAAAGAUUUAAACACCAUUGGUUUACGUUGUAAAGUUAUAAAUUUGGUAAUACUGCCUUAAUCUUUGUAAGAAUGUAAACAUUUUGAGCUAUUUAAUCUUUGAUUGGUUGUGAUGCUGGUAUAACCUCAAUUCCAUAUGGUGAAUGUUAAACAUCCCAUGACCCCUUGGAACUUUCAUUAAAGGUUAAUUAAGUUUAUACAGUUCAACUGAAGGUCAUUAAAAGAUAUAAAUGACCCUAAAGAUAUUUGUUGUUGCUGAUAAAGAAAAUAAAUAUAAGUAUUUGGACAAAAAUUUAGUUGGUCAAAUAA
Molecule: messenger RNA, 6314 nt
Organism: Anneissia japonica
Lineage: Eukaryota; Metazoa; Echinodermata; Crinoidea; Comatulida; Comatulidae
Product: myosin-VIIa-like
Exons: 38
Coding region: 138-5840 (1900 amino acids)
Cellular component (GO): cytoskeleton; myosin complex
Molecular function (GO): ATP binding; protein binding; cytoskeletal motor activity
Source: RefSeq, a predicted model, not a curated record